ACGUUUGGUAAUAUUUGUAUUCUAUAGUCAAAAAUUAAUUUUGUCAAUAAAUAGUAUGUUUUAACAUUUUUUUUUUAAAUAUUCUCCUUUUGACCAAGAGUGGAGACGUCGGUAUUCAAGAGUCCUAGUUCGAUUUCGAUGAUAACGAUGCUAAACACUUCGUCGUUUUCAAAUAUAAUUUCAAGUGUUGGAACGUUAUUGCUUCGAAACAGUGUUAGACAUGCGUCCAAAAAAUCUGGUACUAGUUCAUCAAAUGUGGGUGGUCGUGUUCGCCCGAAACAUAGAGGUAUCAGAUACAACGACGGCCGUGAAGUCACUGCCGGAACCAUGUUGGUGUUGCAGAGAACAUUGAGAUUUCACCCAGGUCUACAUGUUGGAUUCGGACGUAAUGGUACAUUGUUUGCGUUAGAAGCGGGUAAAGUAGUUGUAUCGUGUGAGAAGUUUGAUCCAUUUUGGGAACACACCUGGGUCCAGAGGAUUUAUGGCCAUCGUAAAGGGCAAACAAUAUACAAAAAAUAUUUUAAUAUUAUACCAGAGCCCCAGCACAAUCGAUUUAAACUUAUCGAAUCAAAUUAAUCUAUUGUUGCCGAUCAAAAUUUGCCCGCUCUGAAAACAAUUUUUGUAAUUAAUAGACUGUAGAAAUUUAUAAAUAGUGUUCAUAAUAAACAUGAUGAUUUUAAUUA
Sipha flava (yellow sugarcane aphid) is the source of this 683-nucleotide messenger RNA. RefSeq names its product 39S ribosomal protein L27, mitochondrial (gene mRpL27). Gene Ontology annotation, biological process: translation. The transcript has 3 exons. Gene Ontology annotation, molecular function: structural constituent of ribosome. The record is from RefSeq and is a predicted model, not a curated record. Lineage: Eukaryota; Metazoa; Arthropoda; Insecta; Hemiptera; Aphididae. The coding region runs from base 139 to 576 and encodes 145 amino acids. Gene Ontology annotation, cellular component: mitochondrial large ribosomal subunit; ribosome.